Messenger RNA from Closterium sp. Naga37s-1, 1002 nucleotides. NCBI's taxonomy places the organism in Eukaryota, Viridiplantae, Streptophyta, Zygnematophyceae, Desmidiales, Closteriaceae. The record is from the annotation of a GenBank genome assembly.
AUGGAUUUCCUUGGCGCUCUGGGCCGUGACUGCACCGCGGAGAGCGAUCCUGCUCCCCGUCCGCUUCCUCCUGCACGCCCAGCCGCGAGCGUGCCUGUUGCUCCGCCGGCGUCCGCUGAUCAGAUUCGCCGCCGCUUCGAGCAUCAGCGGCGCGAGCUGGCUCCGCGCGGGGGCAGGUCCUCGUCACCGCGGGAGCCCCCGCGCGCGGUGUCCGUCGCGCGCUCCGGCGCAGAGGCUGUGGCGCACCUGGAGCGUUCGCAUCGCCGUCGUUCGUCGGCAGCUCGCGACGAUAAGCGGGAGAGCCGCCGCGACGAUCCGCCUUCCCCAAUGGAGCGCGUCCUGAAGAGGUUGGACGGUGUGGAGAAGGCUCUCCACCGCUCGCGUGCGGGGUCGUCAUCGCAGUCCGCCUCUCCAGCUGCACCGGUUGUUCCUCUCGCUGCGCUUCUGCCCCACAAUCCUGUGGGGUCCCCGGCGCGCUCCGAUCAUCCGCCUCCUGCGGGAACUGGCUUCGUGGGCGCUGGCGGUGGGCCGCCGUGGGCUCGGUUUGUUCCGCCGAGUCCUCUUCCUGCUCCUCGUGACCUCGCCGUGUCGUCUCGCCGUGCCCGCGCAUCUGCGUUGCUUCCGCCGAUGAAGGAAGUUCCCACGGCGAUCCUGGCCCACCUAUGGUCGCUGGCGGAGUCCCUGCAGAGCCUUGAGCGGAUUCUCCAGGAGUCAUAUGAUUCCAUGCCGGUGAGUCCUCCGAGCAGGUUCUCUCAGAAGCCGCGAGCUGAUUGUCAUGCGGCGGCGUCAGCGCUAUUCGCGCUCGUAACGCCACUGCAGGUAGCGCCCUCGCCGGGAGCAACCUCGGCCAGCCAGCUGGCUGACUCGGCCCUGGCUCUGAAGACGCUUGUAGGAGGCUCUGGUACUCCUGUUGACGUUGUAGGCGCCACCGUGUUAGUGGUCCGCCUGUUGUGGUUGAACGCGAGCGGAAUGCUCGCUGCGGUUGAGGCGCACCGCAUGUAG